AUGGAGCGCAGGUCUGCUAAAACGCCCAGGGGCCUUCUAAAGAUUGGGCAGAACGGGCAGUGUCACUGGCUUAAGAAGUAUGUUGUGAAAGAGCCUGAGAAACCCGUGUCAGUGAUUGAGGGCUCAGGCUCAGUAACUAGGGGAUACCGUCUCUUCCAGAGCGCGGAGAGCUGGAGUGUAACAUCUGCUACCGGCCUUUCAACCUCGGGGACCGCGCGCCCCGCCGCCUGCCCGGGACGGCGCGCACCCGCUGCGGCCACACGCUCUGUACCGCGUGCCUGCGCGAGCUGGCGGCGCGCGGCGACGGUGGCGGGGCGGCGGCGCGCGUGGUACGCCUGCGCCGCCUCGUCACGUGCCCCUUCUGUCGCGCGCCCACCCCGCUACCGCGCGGUGGGGUCGCGGAGAUCUCUGUCGACCCGGACUUAUGGUCGCGUUUGGAGGCAAAAGUCAGGCGCGAAUCCUAUGAGGCGGGUGGCGACGCGAACCGAGAGGCCGAUGACGAGGAAAAGGAGAGCGAGAAAGGGGCGGGGCCUAGGAGCGCAGGGUGGCGCGCGCUCCGGCGGCUCUGGGCCCGGGUGCUGGUGCCCGCGCGCGGGUGGCGGCGCCCGCUGCCUAGCAACGUGCUGUACUGUCCAGAGGUCAAGGACUUGGCCCACAUGACCCGCUGCACGCAGUAACCGGGUAACUCUGAAGCUAUGGAAGAAGAAAGGUGGGAGCUGUGUUCUCGGGGGCGCGCUGUAGUACAGUGGUCUGAUGCCAAGACUAUCACCCGUCACAUCCUGGAUUGGCAUGGAUGAGGGAGGUGAGCCAAGGGCAGGAGGGAACACCCUGGGAGGUGUUAAUACUGCGCUGCAGAGGCUUCCAGGCGAAUCGCCCCCGUCUACUGACUGUGCCAGCCUUGCGUAUUCAGGAUGGAGUGGCUUAGGGAUGAUGGAAACAGUCUCCGUUCUCGGGGGAAGAAGACAGACUGUUUCCCUAGCUGUGACUUUGGCUUUUCUCCAGGGCAGCUCUGGUGUGUGGGAGCAACAGGUCCCAUUUUAGCAAUUCUGUGUCAAUGAUUUUAAAGAUGGAACAGGAGAGAAGAGGCCGAUUUUCAUGUCGUGUUAAUCUCACUUCUCUAGCACUUAAGAGAAGUGAGAAAAAUACACUGUACCCACUCUACCCUCCUCCACUGGUAUGCCUACUGUUUCCCCAUCCCCAGUACUGUUUCUAAAAUUAUCAAGAUGCAUCCCUACCUAUGAGGUUAGGAGCCUUGCUUCAUUUCAGAAUCUCCCUUUAACCAGUUAGGUCAGGCAUGAGAAGGUCCAAAGGGCAUUUAUCUGAGUCAGCUCAUAAGUGCUUAUCAAGGAGAGGCUCGAGUGCCAUCUGGCAAAGGCAUUGAAUAGUAAACCUUUGAUACUAUCUAUGUUAUCGUUACAGUCCCAAGGAAAGAGUCACUACUGAAAAAAGAUGCUCAUAAUACAGUUUUAAACUUGUGUCCCACAAUUGGACUUAACCAAAUUUUAGGGUGUGAGUUUUAGUUAAAAAUCCUGUUAAUCUCUCAUGAUAGUAUAGUUAGAGUCAAGGACCAACAGCAUCAGCAUCACUGGGAGCUUGUUGCAAGUACCGAAUCUCAGGAUUUCAGUUUAGACUGACUGACUUGGACUCUGCAUUUUACCAGGAAUCCCAGGUGAUCCAUUUAAAUAAAAAUUUAAGAAGCACUGGUCCAGGUUCUAGACUAUCUAGGAUAUCACCAUCUGUGGUUGGAAUAUUUAAAACCCAACUGAUAGAAAUGAUUUAGUUUUAUUCAAGGUUCCUAAAGUGACACUCUUAUUAACUGAAGAAAUUUAAACUUUGUGUCCAUAGUUUACUGUGUUGAAUUUUCCUCAGUUUUAAGAAUGUGAACUUACUAAUAAACCUCAAUUAUUCUAA
Molecule: messenger RNA, 1911 nt
Organism: Capra hircus (goat)
Lineage: Eukaryota; Metazoa; Chordata; Mammalia; Artiodactyla; Bovidae
Exons: 3
Coding region: 1-660 (219 amino acids)
Source: RefSeq, a predicted model, not a curated record